Messenger RNA from Leptosomus discolor (cuckoo roller), 943 nucleotides. Lineage: Eukaryota; Metazoa; Chordata; Aves; Leptosomiformes; Leptosomidae. The record is from RefSeq and is a predicted model, not a curated record.
CAAAUGGAGCUGCUUCUGGUGAAUAAGCUGAAAUGGAAUCUGGCUGCAAUGACCCCCCACGAUUUCAUUGAACAUUUCCUCACUAAAAUGCCUCUGGCAGAGGACACCAAGCAGAUCAUCCGUAAACAUGCUCAGACUUUUGUGGCUCUGUGCGCGACAGAUAUUAAAUUUAUUUCAAACCCACCUUCCAUGAUCGCAGCUGGCAGUGUGGUAGCAGCUGUGCAAGGCCUGCAUCUGGGGAACACUAACACUUUCCUCUCCUAUCAAUGCCUCACACAUUUCCUAUCACAAGUUAUCAAAUGUGAUCCGGAUUGUUUACGAGCCUGCCAAGAACAGAUCGAAUCCCUCCUUGAAUCCAGUCUACGUCAGGCACAGCAGCACAACGUAUCUUCAGAAACAAAGACUGUAGAGGAUGAAGCAGACCUUUCCUGCACACCUACUGAUGUGCGAGAUGUGAACAUUUAAGAGGACUUCUAAUGGGUUUGCUUGGCGAGAAAAGCAGACAAAGAAAGGGCAUCUGAGAAGGAAUCAGCUUCAGGAUCUCCCCCCCAGAAACCCUUUUCUCCAGGACAUUUUUAUACCAGAAGGGAAAACCAGUCUUGUUAUAUUUUUUCUUGCUCUGUCUCCCUUCCAUCUGUGACUUCAAACAAACAAAUAAACAAAAAAUACCCCAAAAACUGUCUUAAAAAAAGAAAAAAAUAGUAUUUGCAUUACCCCCAGGGGUUUGUGCUACAAAAAUAGAGGAUUUUAUACAAUAAUAAUCAACUAGUUUUUAUAUUAAAGUGUUCUUGUCUGUAUGUUGUAAAAAUAGGCAUUAACACACAAAAUGUCUCCAGGGGAGGUAUUAGAUUUGAUUUCUUACAUACAAAACAAACCAACCAACCAUUUUUAAAGUAGAAGAGGGUUUUUUUUUUUUAGAUAGUAAAUGAAAUAUCUUUUUUUU